AUGAGAAUGACAUUGCUGUUGUUGUAUUGUUGUAGCGUUUGCAUGCGGUUGAUAAUUGUGAACGAUUUGGGUAGAAAUUUGGGACGAUACGGAGGAUUAAGGCGUAGACAUGGUAGUAGGGAUAAUGGUGGAAAUAAGGACUGGAAUAGGGAUGAGGAUAGAAAUAGGGAUGAGGAUGGAAAUAGGGAUGAGGAUGGGAAUAGGGAUGAGGAUGGAAAUAGGGAUAAGGAUGGAAAUAGGGAUAAGGAUGGAAAUAGGGAUGAGGAUGGAAAUAGGGAUGAGGAUGGAAAUAGGGAUGAGGAUGGAAAUAAUAAUGGAAAUAGGAAUGGAAAUAGGAAUGGAAAUAAUAAUGAUGGGGACGGGAAAGGUAAAGCUCGCAGUGGUAAGGACGGUAAUAAAAGGAACGGCAACAAUGGUAAGGAUAAUAGUGGAGAUGGCAGCAACAAAUCCAACGAUACGAACGAUAAUCCUAAACCGAAAGAAAACUCCCAUCUGAACCGGGAACUUAACGAAGGAAUUAAAAGCAUAAACAAUCUUUUAAAGGAGCUGCUCACAAAGAAUGGCAAGGAAAAGAAAAAAGACGAGGAAGAGAAUGGCAAGAAAAAUGAGCGGCCCAAGGAGCAGAACGACGAAAAAGAGAAUGGCAAGAAAAAUGAGCAGAACGACGAGGAUAAGAAUGGUAAAACAGUGCCAAAGAUCGUUAUAUCGCACCAAACAAAGAAUGAUGACGGUGACUCAUCUUCCGGUACGCUGCCCAGGAAAUCACCCGAUGGGAACGAUACGGACGGUGCACUACCCGGCACGAACAGUGGGAAUGCUUCCUCCCCCAACAUCUCUCCCAGUUCUAAUACACAAAAUGCCUCUCCCACGGCAAAUCCUUCCCAGCCAAACAACAACGCACAGGACACCCUCAUAGACCUUCUCCUUCCACAGCAAUCCCCACAAUCAUCCCUUAACUCGCUGCAAUCGCUCGAGUCAUUUUCACGGCGCACGUUUAACCAGGCUGCUCAGCAAAAACUGCUUCUAAAGAAUAAGCAGUCAUCAGAACGGCUCGCCACGAUCGAUAGGGUGCAGCAUGCCCUGCAAGACAAGAUAAGCGCCCUCAAAGAGCGCUUAUCAUCUCUACAAGCGCAGCUUGAGAGCGCAAAGCAUGAUCUAAACACGCUUACCCACACGAUAAAAGGUCUUGACGAGAGCGCAUCGAGCAUGUCCAAGCGACAGGAUCGUAACAAUGCGCGUAUACGGCUGUUAAAUAACGAAUUGUCAGCGAUUAACAAACGGUUGGACAGCUUGAAUGCAGAGAUUGCGCUUAAAAAAGAUGAGCACGAAAUUUAUGCGCAUAAUUUGAAGAAUUUGGAGGAGCGCAGGGAAAAGAUGGUGGAUGGGAGAGAGAAAGUUAAUAUGAUGGUUUACGGACUAGAGAGAGACAUUAAUACGAUUAAGGAUAGAAUAUGUGCGAUGGUUGGGAAGAAGGAUGCACUUGAUAAGGAGAAGAGCGUGGAAGAACAGAAGAAGAUCGAGGAGAGUAGGAAUGGGAGUGGUUAUGAGGAGAUUUACGAUGAUGUAUGA
Vavraia culicis subsp. floridensis is the source of this 1569-nucleotide messenger RNA. RefSeq lists its product as uncharacterized. The transcript has a single exon. The record is from RefSeq and is a predicted model, not a curated record. Bases 1 to 1569 code for a protein of 522 amino acids. NCBI's taxonomy places the organism in Eukaryota, Fungi, Microsporidia, Pleistophoridae.